This is a messenger RNA of Mizuhopecten yessoensis (Yesso scallop), 1125 nucleotides long. RefSeq names its product transmembrane protein 2-like. The record is from RefSeq and is a predicted model, not a curated record. The coding region runs from base 1 to 1125 and encodes 374 amino acids. Lineage: Eukaryota; Metazoa; Mollusca; Bivalvia; Pectinida; Pectinidae. The transcript is spliced from 7 exons.
AUGACCAGUGCGAAUUGUCCGCACUCGGACUCGGGGUUGAAGAAAUGGUCAGAAUCUUCCACCUGGGAAGAUGGAAUCCCGGAGGAUGGAGAUGACGUCACAAUAAGCACACCUAUUUUACUGGACGAAAGCCCCGGAGUGGACUUAAACAGUAUAACAAUAGGAUCUGGUGGUCGAUUAGUGUUUGCUCCUGACAGUGACCUCAUUCUCCGGACACACUACAUCCAUAUCGAUGGCGGACGAAUGGACAUCGGAUCCGAGCUCUGUCGCUACACAGGGAAAGCCAAGAUCCAACUACUCGGAAACGUCACUGAUACCUACUCUGUCCCCGGAUUCGGACAGAAGUUUAUUGGAGUCGACACAGGCGGAAUUUUGGAGAUCCAUGGACAAGAUAAGCUGCCAUGGACGAAAAUUGCCAGCACGUUGGAGAAACUGCCCGAUGCAGCAUUUACCGCUAGAGAUACGGUAAUGGCCAAUGACAGAGAAAUUUCUAACCUUUUGGAUUGGCAACUCAAAGUUUGUCCACAGAUUGACAAGGAGGACAGUUUGAAGGGCCUGAUUGUAAAGUCUUACAAUCCAACCACCGGAACAGAGGACAGGGAACAGGGAGUCUUCCAUCUGGGUUCCUCCAAUCCAAAAAUGGUGGAAAAAGUUACCGACGCGUUCGUAGAUUACGUGGACGCGGUUCCGGAUGGGAACGUAUUGUCUAUCGCUGUGCGCAAGUUUAUAGUAGACCGGGAGAAUGCCCUGAACAGGUCGCGCUUCUAUGACGCCUUGGAAACGCUUGGGUACGGAGACGUCACAGGAAAGAGUCAGAUCCGGGACCUCGUGUUCUACGAUGGGUUCGCCAUGAUCCUAACCAAAGGUGACCCUUCUAACAUCGUGGAAGGAUUCGAACCCUACAAAGUGGGAGGUAUACACCAGACUUCUACAGCCUCGUACAUUUCCGAGGAACACGGACUCAAAUACUUCGUGUUUAGCUACACCAGUUCCCGAGGUCACGGCAAAUCAUUUGUCGAGUUCCAGGUCACUCACAUAGCAAAGUCUUGCCCAACCAUCAGUGUCAUAGAUGACGUUACUUCCUGGAAAACAGUGCCCAUGGUUUAUAAACGCAAGGAAACUUAG